UCCAGCACAGACAUGGCAGCUAAACAAGAUGAGGCAUCUAACAAGUCCAGCAGCUCUAAGAUCCGAGCGGUGGCACAUGUUUUGGCCACAUACCAUUUGAUACUAAGCAUUAUUCUUUUAAUCGAAUAUUCUGUUGAACUGGCCAGAAGAAAGAGCUGCUGCCUUGAGAUCAGCAAUUAUAUCCGCCUUGAUAUAAUCUCAAGUUAUCUCCUGCUUGUGGUCUUACUUCUGAUCAGCAUCACCUUUUUAUAUGGUGUUAUUGUGAAUCGAAGAUAUUUGGUUAUUCCAUUUUUGGCUUUGCAGACAAUGGAUUUGUUCCUAAGUUUUCUGAUGUUCUGUAGUUUUUACAGCGAUAUGCCUUCCAACCAAACAUCUAUCACUGAUGACAAGAUGGUAAUUUCUGAUCCUGACACUCCAUUUGGAGUGCAGAAGGUCUGUGAAAUGUGUCUAAGACUGAUGACAUUUUGUAGUUGUUUUGUGGAAGUGCCAACCUACCUUGAUCUCAAGCCAAUAAGCUACAUGAAUUAUUUUUUGGUGAACAACGUCCCCUUUCAGAAAUAUACCGCCAGACUGAUCCUCUUCACUUUGCUCCACACUGCUGUGAUUUUGUACAAGGCACUUAUGAUCUCCUGUGUCUGGAAAGUCUUCAAGUCUCUGAAUCCUCCGCCAAAGAAGAAAGAUGUGCCUCAACAACAAGAUUUCACAAAAGUAGCACUACCAUCCUAUGAGGAGGCUGUUAAAACAACAUCAAAAGAUUUGCCACCUCCAUAUUCCACUGUCUAA
Molecule: messenger RNA, 783 nt
Organism: Staurois parvus
Lineage: Eukaryota; Metazoa; Chordata; Amphibia; Anura; Ranidae
Source: the annotation of a GenBank genome assembly